Mesocricetus auratus (golden hamster) is the source of this 281-nucleotide messenger RNA. Its product is annotated as cytochrome b-c1 complex subunit 6, mitochondrial-like. Lineage: Eukaryota; Metazoa; Chordata; Mammalia; Rodentia; Cricetidae. Gene Ontology annotation, biological process: mitochondrial electron transport, ubiquinol to cytochrome c. The transcript has a single exon. The record is from RefSeq and is a predicted model, not a curated record.
AUGGGACUAGAAAAUGAACGAAAGAUGCUUACCAAAUCAGGAGAAACCAAAGAGGAAGAAGAGGAGGAAGAAUCAGUGGACCCCUUAACAACAGUGAGAGAGCAAUGUGAGCAGUUGGAGAAGUGUGUAAAGGCCCAGGAGCAGCUAGAGCUUUGUGAUAAGUGUGUAUCUUCCUGAUCACAGACAGAAAAGGAUUGAACAGAGGAGCUCUUUGACAUCUUGCAUGCAUUUGACCACUGUGUGGCCCACAAACUCUUUAAUAGGCUGAAGUAGCUGCACAG